Molecule: messenger RNA, 1491 nt
Organism: Ylistrum balloti
Lineage: Eukaryota; Metazoa; Mollusca; Bivalvia; Pectinida; Pectinidae
Product: pancreatic lipase-related protein 2-like
Exons: 9
Coding region: 1-1491 (496 amino acids)
Biological process (GO): lipid metabolic process
Molecular function (GO): lipase activity; protein binding; carboxylic ester hydrolase activity
Source: RefSeq, a predicted model, not a curated record
AUGAUUGUGCUGUAUUUUAUUGGACUUCUAUUGGCAAGUGAUCUGCUACAUGGAGCGACCACAUCCAAUUCGACAACUCCAGUAGUCACCAACGCAGCGACAACUCACGCCCCGUCUAACGCCAACAAAACAGUGUGCUACCCGUUUGUCGGUUGUUUCGACAACUACGCCCCGUUUGAUAAUGCAAACCUCGACCUUCCCAGAUCCCCCGAUGCGAUUGGUACCGUCAUGCUCUUGUUUACACCGGAAGGAGGGUCACAACCGGAAGUGCUGGAUUACACUAAUGUGAACACAGUGUUGAAUUCACACUACAAUCAUGACCGAAAAACUAAGUUCAUCAUCCACGGGUUUACCAAUAAUAUCAACACCACGUGGAUGUACCAGAUGAAGGAUGAGUUAUUAAAAGUAGAGCCCAUGAACGUGGUGGUGGUAGCGUGGGGCCCGGGUGCAGCCUUUCCAGACUACUUCCAGGCAGUGGCCAACACGCGCAUGGUGGGCACACAGAUGCGACUGAUGAUUGAUCAAAUGGUGCUGACGGGCGCAAGUCUUGCUGAUUUCCACUUGAUCGGUCACAGUCUUGGGGCGCACACAAGCGGUUACACGGGCUAUCUAUUACACGGAAAGUUAGCGCGAAUCAGUGGUUUGGACGCUGCCGAGCCGGACUUCGAAAAUCACCCAAAAAUGAUCCGUCUUGACGCUGACGACGCUAUGUUCGUUGAUGUGAUCCACACGAAUGGGGCACCCAUUUCCACGGGUGGAGCGGGUCUAAUGCAACAAAGUGGACAUGUAGACUUCUACGUCAACGGCGGGGAGACACAGCCAGGAUGUCCUAGCCAAAUCUCAGGAGUUAUCGGAGAGAUUUUCAAUGGCAAUUUUGACCAUUUGGGAGAUACAGUCAGCUGUAGUCAUUCCCGUUCUCACGAGGUCUUCACCGAGUCCAUUAACUCACCUUGUCCAUUCACAGGCUAUCCGUGUAGUUCAUAUGAUAAAUUCCAAAAAGGCGCAUGCCUGACUUGUGGAAGUAGUGGGUGCGCUCAGAUGGGUUACUAUGCUGACCAGUACCAUACCAGGGGCAAACUAUACUUGAAUACCGAGUCCAGCACCCCAUAUUGUGCUUUUCAGUACAGAGUCAUCGUGAGCUCUUCAGCAGACUCCAGGGGAACUGUCGCUGUGAGAUUAAACGGUGUAUGGGGCACUUCCGGUUGGCACAGCAUUACUGCCCCUGACGUGGACCUAACAUCUGGUCACAACCUUCAGAAGCUGGUCACCUCGUCUGUCGAGGUCGGACAAAUUCAGAGUAUAGACCUCCGCUACACAAAAAAAGCCUCCAAUUUCUUUGGUCUCUUCGGCGGAGAGGACUCUUGGUCAUCCAAUUCCGUAUCUGUAACUUCCGGUGAGCUGGGACAAAGUUUUCAGUUCUGUACCAAUAACCGUGUACUCCAGGAUGGCACUCCAAUAAAUAUAAGGAGAGCGUCAGCCCAUUCUUGUUAA